This is a messenger RNA of Aspergillus homomorphus CBS 101889, 3256 nucleotides long. RefSeq names its product putative cell wall proline rich protein. The coding region runs from base 215 to 2941 and encodes 908 amino acids. The transcript has a single exon. The record is from RefSeq and is a predicted model, not a curated record. Lineage: Eukaryota; Fungi; Ascomycota; Eurotiomycetes; Eurotiales; Aspergillaceae.
CAGUUGGAUGUGUGGUUGACUAGAGCUUCAAUGAUCUCGAUGCACAGAUAAAGGCCUCCAGACAAAGUCAGACUUUCCAAAACGGACCAGGGAAGUCCUAUCGGUCUGGAGGUCCCCGUGUGUCUGAGCUACAUCAACUGUGCUUAUUCGAUCACGGGGUCGACCGAGCAAUAUUUGCGACAUUUUAAUCACUACAUAGGGUCAAUAGUCGACCAUGGCUUCGAUAUCUUUACCUCCGCAACACCCAAUCACUCCAGCAUUCUCUGAAUACCUGCGACCAAUUGAUCGAUCACCCGCUGGUCACAGCCGCCGCAAUCUGACCAUGUCCGCUCCGCUUCCAAACCCACCAUUCGUUUUUCCUGCACGAGACCCUGAUAAUGCGACUUUCGAUGCUCCAGUCACUAGACGCAGGACUCCGCCGCCCCUACCGGCUUUUUCGUUCAAUCCAGGAUCUGGUCACUCUGCACAGCCUUCGAUGCCAAAUCUACCUUUGAAUAGGCCAGGUGGUCACCGUCGGCGGUGCAGCGAAUUUGUGGGUGGGGAUCGUUUAGCCAUUUCCCCCGGUGUCGUAGAGGCCAUCCAAGGCAACGACGAGAGUCUAAAAUCUACAGCGGCCCAACUUCCUGCUCCGGGUCCCGGCUUCGGUGCAGGCAGUCAAGGAAAGCGGCGCCAUGCCCAUCGGCGCUCAGCUGCAGUUUCUAGCGUUGAUCUUACGGCAAUCUCGAAUGCACUGGAUUUGAAGCCUACAAUUGAGAGUGCCCCUUGUAUGCCAGCCGACACGAUGCGAGAGCAUCAUGCGUCAAAUGAGCCUACCCGACCUGUAUCGCAAUCAGCAGCCAUUCUAUAUCGGCAAUCGUCACCUGCGUCCCCCCGGAUCGUUGUGGAGUCAGAGGCCCCGGGUCCGACCAAGCCAAGCCAUGAGAGUAUCAUGCCAUCGCCCAGCUAUCCUUCCCCUUCACAAUCGCCUAAAUUGCUUGAGCCUACAACCGCAUCGGACCCAUACUUUUCCACUAGAAACAGUGGUACUGUCGAGUCGACUUCAGCUGAGCCAAAGCUUUUCACGAAUGAAAAACCUAGGCCUAGGCCUAGGACAGCAGAUGCCUCUUUGAUGCUAGAUCAAAACAUGGUCUCGAGUAUGGGAGAUGUCUCAACCUUAAAGCGACCGCUAUCUGCUGCGGGGCAUUCUCGGAACCGUAAGAGCUUCUCUUCGGGAAUCUUGGAUCAUUUCGCUGGCUCGUCAAGGCGUUCUUUCUCCUCCAGCAACACGGGAAGCACUUUCGAUACCUCCGAUCAUGAUACUCAUGACUCUUCAGAGUCUCCUAACACGAGAAAGAAACCGUCCAAGACCAAAAAGCGGCAGAAGAAGGUGCGUUCCUGGGCCGGUGCGAUUUUGACCAGAGGCAAGGCCAAACGCCAUGCCAAGAAGGACAUAGGAGAGGAGAGCCAAGCUUCCGUCCCUGCCCCUGUGAUUACUAGAACAAACUCAGACCUUGGCUCGGGAUUGGAUGUAGACUUCGAUGACGACAAUAUUGUUGUUAUCCGCACGCCUACUAAUCCUGCUACACCAGAAGGUCGCCGUCCCACCUCUAAUGAACCGGAUGUGCCAUCCUUGGAGCAUUCUUGGAAGCCAAGAAGCUUCUAUGAGCAGACUACUCAAAAUGAUGCUCUCAGCCCAGUCAUCGACUUGGAUGCGGCCCUGGGACCGUUCAAUACCCCUGACAUGCACUCUGGCCGUGUCGCAGAAAGUGGAUUUUCAGCAGCCACCAAGAGAAUGUAUAGUGGUGGUCGGCGAGGUGAAUUUGUCGGCCCAGAGAUGCGUUACCAUCGGCGUGCGGAGAGUGCGCCUGAAAUGCCACCCUUCGAUCGCAGUUUUCUGGGGACAAACCGGCUCGUGACCAGUUCGACAUUGGAGAAUCCAGAUGUGCUUUAUGAAGAGGAAGAGGAUGCCUUCCUGGCCGCUACGAGCGAGUCUCCAGCUGGGAAUCAUGAGCUGCCGCUCUCACAGGUUAUCAUGUCUACCCCGCGUGAUGAUGAUAGUCGAUCCGAGGAGAGUAAAAGCAGUUCUCAUACACUUACUGUUCAGCCCGCGGUUGAUGAUGUCAGUGGUCAACCUCAUGCUGGUCUUGGAAUCCAGAAAACCGGCACUAAUGUUCUCUCGACAUCUGGCACUACUUCUUCCACUCGAGAUGAUAUCAAGUUCAGUAACGAACAAAAUUCCAUCCAUCAAAUGCAGAAUGUGGAGAACCCCUUUUCUUUUGUCUCGAGCAAUCCAAUCGACACCAUCAAACAGGAAAAUUGGCAACACCGCAUGCCCGUUACUCCAAGUCCCGAUGUUUCCCCUCGGUUUAUGGCCGCUGAUAAUCGACCUACAACCUCCCCGCUGGAGCUCACUUAUAACAUCCCUCCACUGUCUCUCCAGGGAAGCACAUCUUACUCUAAUUCCUCUUUUUCAUCUCCGGACUUUACAGGCUGCUCAUCAGAUGCCCCUCGGUCGAUCACAACCCCGUCUACAAGUGAUCGUAACUUUUCGAACCCCUCAUACAAUCCGUCUAUGGAUCUUCCACAGACGUCAGUCGAGGAUGUGCCAUCUCUUACCAGUAGCGCAUCUACGACGACGAAUGCACCCCACAGGUUCUCCGGUACGUUCUUCGGACGUCCUCGGUUGUCUUCAGACCGUUCUGCUUCUUUCUCUGCAGCGGUACGCCGCCGCACUAGCCAGGCCAACAGCUAUAAGAGGUCAAGUCUCGCCAGCCUUUCCAAACUAGUCGUUGGCUCUCAGGGAGAGAAGAGCAAACUUAGUCAUGAAGAGAAACCGCCAGAAGAUGAACCUGAAAGGUCCAAGAAGAAAGCUCACCGGAUCAGUCGUUUGAUGCACUUUUGGAGGACCAAAGAUAAAGACAAGUCGCAUGAACAUGGGUUUCGAGAAGAGCGACAAUCAUGAACCUAACCCUUUCUUCGAGACAAAUAUUGACACAUGUACAUAUUUCACCUGAUCACGAUUCGCUUCUAUAUGAUCUUUGCAAGAUCUUUUUACUUUUUUUCGCCGUUUUUCUCCUCUUUAUCUCGCAUUUCUUUUCUUGAUCAAGUUCACCUUUACUAUUAUUGGGUUAGCUGACGAAUUUCUUUUGAUUGGCAUGUGACUGCAAGCGUCAGAGUUUGAAGCUCUAUUUAUCUUUUAUUACUUCUUGAUUAUUCAUGUCUCUCGUUCCAGCUGGAGCAAGCUGAGAGCCAAUCCACUCAACUUCGCUCGCUGUUU